AUGGCUACUCCCAUGCGAAACCCAAAAGACUCCAUGACGUCCACCUGGCGGACGUGGGAAAAGUCGCAGUGGAAGUUCGGCCACUGGCUGUUGGAAGUCUUGGAUGUGCAUCAUCUGAACCUGGGUCAGGAUGUCCCCGUCCAUGACAAGUCCGAGAAAGUGCCAUACGCGCCCGAAAUGCAAUUCCACCGUUGGGUCCUGAUCCAUGCUUUCGUCCCACUCGUUCUGCAUCAAAUCUACAUCAACUACUUCGGUCUACCCCCAUCGUGGGCUGUUUUCGUCUUCUACAGCCUUUGCCUCGAAUUCAAUGCUGUACACGAAGUACGGGUCCUCCGCCGUGUCGGACACAAAAUUGGAUUCUUCGACGGUGACAAGCAUCCUCGCGAUGGCGUGCCUGAUGUAGGCGUGGGCAAGACGGUGCAAACCGUGCUAUCCGUCAUUAUAUUCCGACCAAUGGUGACAGUUUUCCUCGCAUAUCGUGCUGAUGAGACUCCUGCUUCGAUCCGUUGGGGAUGGCUCAUCUUUGAGACCGGAAUGUACGCCCUCGUUCUCGACUUCUGGUAUUAUCUCUUCCAUCGCUCUGCUCACGAAUCGGAACACCUAUGGAAAUUCCACCGCACCCAUCACUUGACUAAGCACCCCAACCCUCUCCUGACGGCUUAUGCAGACAAGGUGCAAGAGUUCAUCGAUGUCAUCGGAACCCCCGUUAUCACCUACGGCACGAUGAAACUGAUGGGGUUCCCUAUGGGGUUCUAUGAAUGGUGGGUUUGCCAACAAUAUGUGGUAUUCACAGAGGUUCUGGGCCACAGUGGUUUACGUAUGAUCGCCACCGCGGUGAACCCAUGGACUUCGCUACUGAGAGUGCUUGAUAUGGAACUCCUGCUAGAAGACCAUGAUCUUCAUCACCGCAAAGGCUGGAAGAACAGCCAUAACUAUGGCAAGCAAACCCGGGUUUGGGAUCGUCUGUUUAGGACAUCAAUUCCUCGGAUCGAGGGCCACGCAGAUAACAUCGACUACGUCAACACGGUUGAAAUCCCUCUGUGGUAA
Penicillium cataractarum is the source of this 1047-nucleotide messenger RNA. RefSeq names its product sterol desaturase family protein. Gene Ontology annotation, molecular function: C-4 methylsterol oxidase activity; iron ion binding. The record is from RefSeq and is a predicted model, not a curated record. Bases 1 to 1047 code for a protein of 348 amino acids. The transcript has a single exon. NCBI's taxonomy places the organism in Eukaryota, Fungi, Ascomycota, Eurotiomycetes, Eurotiales, Aspergillaceae. Gene Ontology annotation, biological process: ergosterol biosynthetic process.